Messenger RNA from Callorhinchus milii (elephant shark), 2808 nucleotides. RefSeq names its product dyskeratosis congenita 1, dyskerin (gene dkc1). Gene Ontology annotation, cellular component: box H/ACA snoRNP complex. The record is from RefSeq and is a predicted model, not a curated record. Gene Ontology annotation, molecular function: pseudouridine synthase activity; RNA binding. Gene Ontology annotation, biological process: snRNA pseudouridine synthesis; rRNA pseudouridine synthesis; mRNA pseudouridine synthesis. Lineage: Eukaryota; Metazoa; Chordata; Chondrichthyes; Chimaeriformes; Callorhinchidae.
CGGCGCCGCGGUGCUUUGUGGGUCGGUGCUUCCCUUCGGUCUUUCGGAAUCGGCGGCGAGAAGAUGGCGGACGGGGAUGGCUCUAAAAAACAAAAAAAACACAAGAAGAAAACUGACGAGGGUGUUGGGGACAUACAGCAGACAACAGAUUUUCUAAUCAAACCAGAAUCAAAAACUGUGAAGUUGGAUACGUCUCAGUGGCCACUGUUGCUGAAGAAUUUCGAUAAACUCAAUGUGCGGACAGCACAUUACACACCUGUGCCAAAUGGUUGCUCUCCUCUUAAGAGGGAAAUUGCAGACUAUGUUAGGACUGGUUUUAUUAACCUGGACAAACCAGCAAACCCGUCCUCGCAUGAAGUUGUGGCAUGGAUCCGUAGAAUCCUUCGCGUGGAAAAGACUGGUCACAGUGGAACGUUGGACCCUAAAGUAACUGGAUGUCUGAUUGUGUGCGUAGAAAGAGCAACAAGAUUAGUAAAAUCCCAACAGAGUGCUGGCAAAGAGUAUGUGGGAGUUGUUCGGCUGCACAAUGCUAUUGAAAGUGAACUUCAGCUUAGCAGGGCCAUGGAUCAGCUCACUGGCGCCUUGUUCCAGCGACCCCCUCUGAUUGCAGCUGUAAAGAGGCAGUUGCGUGUUCGGACAAUUUAUGAGAGCAAACUACUUGAAUAUGAUCCAGAAAGACGGUUAGGUAUCUUUUGGGUGAGCUGCGAAGCAGGAACUUACAUCCGAACACUCUGUGUACAUUUUGGCCUGCUGCUUGGGGUUGGAGGUCAGAUGCAGGAGCUGAGACGAGUGCGAUCUGGUGUACUUUGUGAAAGGGAUAACUUGGUGACCAUGCACGACGUUUUGGAUGCACAGUGGCAAUACGACAACAACAAGGAUGAGACUUAUCUGCGCCGUGUCAUUUAUCCCCUUGAGAAGUUGAUGAUCCACAAACGGAUCGUCAUGAAGGACAGCGCAGUGAACGCCAUUUGCUAUGGGGCUAAGAUCAUGCUUCCUGGACUCCUUCGGUAUGAAGAUGGCAUUGAGGUGAAUCAGGAGAUAGUUGUCAUCACCACAAAAGGAGAGGCGAUUUGCUUAGGUAUUGCACUAAUGACUACAGCAGUGAUAUCAACGUGUGACCAUGGUAUUGUAGCAAAGAUCAAGCGAGUCAUUAUGGAGCGAGACACAUACCCUCGUAAAUGGGGGCUGGGGCCAAAGGCAAGUCAAAAGAAGUUGAUGAUUAAGCAGGGUCUACUGGAUAAGCAUGGCAAACCGAAUGGAAGCACACCUGUAGCAUGGCAGAAGGACUACGUGGAUUACAGUGGUGGAAGUAAGACUGCACAGACAGCAGAGCAAGUUAAGAGAAAAAGGGCGAGUGAAAGUGACAGUGAGCCAGAAGUGCCAACUACCCCAGUAACUCCCAAAUCAGUAUCAGAAGUCAGCAAGAAAGAGAAAAAGAAGGAAAAGAAGCAGAAGUUACUAGAGGAUGCAGAAGAGCUUUCUGCAAUGCAAGGGAGUGAAAGGGGUGAGUUAGUGUCUACUCCGGCAACCCCGGAAUUGGAUCCAGAAUCGAGCAAGAAGAAGAAGAAAAAGAAAGAAAAAUCACUAGAGAGUGCAGGAGAGGCAGAAGCUGGGGAGACCCCAAGCUCCAAGAAGAAGAAAAAGAGAAAGGAUAAAUCGGAGUAGUCUAUUUAUAACCAAAUGUAGGCCAGGCAACAAAGGAACACUACCAUCCAGUGAGGAACGAAAACGGAGGAAAGUUCACCACCGUAAAGAGCCAGACCAGCUUAAAGAGACGGUGAAUUUGUGCUGUACUUGAAAGAAUGACCGUUACAUUUGCUGGCAUGUGCAGCAUCUUGCACCUGUAUUCCAUUCACAGGGUAACAGUAAGGGUAGCAGUGAGAGGGGGAUGUUUCUCUGGUUGUAUUAACAUCCUGGAAGCAGUGGAUCAUCGCUCAAUGUGUUGAGAGGUGGGGAGAUGGGAGAACUUGUAUUUGGCAUAUCUGCGUAAAGGGUAUCUGCGUAAAGCAGCUUCGGUACUUCAUUGAACAAGGAGGAAUACUGUGCUCAAUAUUGCUAGUUUGAUGUCUUGGGAAUCAAAUUAAUAUCACUGCCUAUUAUAUCAAUCCAGAUGUUGGUUGAAGUAGAGCAGGACUGAGGUCUACGCUGUUAACUACUGUUGAUCAUCAAAGUGAAUGCAAUGAUUCUGAGGCUAAAUUCAGGUGUGGCUCGGCACCCAAAUAGCAGCAUGUGGAGAUCACCAAACUCCCAAUACUCCGUUUACCAUUCUAAAUUUGUGAACGAUGAAAUUGCUGCCACUUGGAUAGACUUUAAAUUGAGCAAGUCUGAAUUCCCUCACCAGCCUCCUUAGCUGUUAGGAAAUCUUCAUUGUGAUUAAAGAGGAUUAAGGCUCUCCUUGAAGAAUAGUUUCAAGAAACGUGACAGUUCUAAUGGCUGUGUAUGAUUCCUUCCACCCUCAAUCAAACCUGUAUGAAUAACCUGAAACGGGAAUAAAUAUCCAUUUCUUCAAGAGGCAGCAUUUUGUAUCCAUCCAUCUGAGUAAAGGUUCAUCCUGACGAAUGUUGGGAUGAGAUUGUAAACUUAAUUCUGGUUUAAGUAUUUUUGUAUUGUAAAUAUAGGUUACCGUUGUGACUGUGUGUACAUUGUAAUAAACCUUGAAUACUGACUUCAGUACACACUGUUCUGGGUGUGCAGUGGAUUUGGAUAAAACAGUUUUUGAGCCAAGAUGUACAUUCAGGUUCAUUGUAGAGGCUUGUGUGUGGUUCUUGUAAUGGACACUUUUUUAUGAAUAAAUCAAUUUUCUAUUAA